UUGAACACUAGCCAAUGCACGCUAUGCUCGCCGCUGACAACAUGGCUGAAGCAGCUGAGCUUGCAGCUGUACAAGAAGCAAGAAUACGACGCGCUCCUGUGCCGCCUGCAUACCGUUUCACUGGAGGAAGUGCACCAUGCCUUGAACAAUGAGUUCCACUGGGACAUGGCCAUCAGGGAGCUGAUAUCGUUCCGCAACUACACCAAGUACGAGCUGAACAAGUCACUAAACGAGCUGCUGGGGCAAGUCAAGCUGCACCUGCUGGAAGACGUGGCCGCCGACACCAGCCGCGUGGCCGCCUGCCUGGCGGGGAACGUCACGAGGAACGAGUUCGGACAUGCUGCGCUUUUCCUCACAGUCCUCGCUCAGACGACUACCCUCAUCCGAGCGGAACUGCCCCACCUACACGAGAUAGACGGCGUGAAAGAAGUAGCUUUUCUCAAGGAGCUGGCCUCACAAAUAGCUCCCAACUUGGAUGUCUACGAGCCGCUGAAGCAGUACUUGAAAGAUGGGAACAGCUUGGAACAAGACUUGAGGAAGUUAGGAGACGAGCUGGCGAUGAAAGUGCGGGAGGGUGACGUGAAUUUGAGAUUGCUUAAAAAAUCCCUGGACCAAAACUCAAUGGAAAACUUUGUAGUGCUACAAAACCGUAGCCGUGGAGAGUUAUGCCCUCACUCGGAUUGUGCUGUUCUUAUGGAUAUUAUCAAGAAUAACGUCAACUCUACGCUUAUUGCUAACGAUUUACCAAAACUCCAAGAAACGGAGUUCUGGAAGUUCCAGCAUGUGUCGAACAUCUUGUUCCACGUAGAACAGCUGCUCAAACACCUGGGCAGGCUGGUGGGGCUGGCCAGUACUAUGGAUGUGGCUGGAGUGCUCAAAGGAAGGCUUGCUCCUACCCUCGACUUGGUAUUGGAGAUAUUGGCAGAGGAUCCCCUCAAUAGCGUCAUCUACAGUCUCCACGGCAUCCUUGAACAGCUGCGGCCGCUGCUAGGCAACUCCACCCUGGAGCACGAUCUACAGGCCCUGACAAGUGGACUUCAAGUGCUGCAUCAGUACAAAACCUAUCUGGAGAAACAGGACUUCAAAAUCCCGGUGUGGGAGGUGUUCUUGAGCCUGGACCGCGUGGAGUCGGCGCUGGCGGCGCUGGGCAUCAACAACACCAACUUCUGGUCUAUUGCUGCGCCGCGCAUACACGCCGGGUACAUACUGCUCAAGCCGAUCCUUUCCUGGAAGCCAGGCGACCACAUAGCCAACUACGUGUGCCAGCUGGAAGCCAUGUCGCGCGCGCUACAGCCGGCCGACCUGGGCGUGGUGUCGCGCGAUGACGUCAGCGGCGCCGUGGCCGAGCAGCUGUGCGGCCUGCCCGACGAGCGCGCCAAGCAGCUGCUCGUGGCUUUGAUGCAGAACUUGAACUUCAGCUAUAUUGUGGACAAAGUGACCGCAGCCCUCCUCGUACAACUCUACACAGCCUCCAACCUCACAGAAGCAGAGGGCACAGCAGUAACGCAAGGUCUACCUCGCAUGGCCGCCGUGCUGCCUUCAGUACAGGCUCAGAUCAGCGAGGUGGCAGACUCUUUUGCUGAAGAGCCAUUGUUCAAGAGCCUGGCCAACUUCAGCUCCGUCGGGGGACUAUUGGGAUCGUCAGAGUUUCUAGCGAGUGCGGGCAACAUGCUGUGCGGGACGCCUUUCUCUGCUGCUGUGCCGCGGCUGUACCGCAGUGUCAUCGCCAGCCCCGACAAGGCUGACAAGCCGGAUGAGCGACAACUACAAGCACUGCCUACGGAUUUCUGCCGCUCGCUGUACGCAGACGUGACGGCGCUGCAAGGCGGCAAAGUGGUGUGGAGUUUCAUCAAGCCGCUGCUCAUGGGCCGUGUGCUCUACGCGCCGCCCGGGCCCGCUGUCGACCGGAUCAUACGACAAGCCAACUCAACCUUCGCGCACAUGUCGCGUCUCGCGGACCUAGUCCACGCAUUCGCGGCGUCCUUCCCAGCCGUGGGCGAGCUGGCCUCGCACGCGGCGGGAGCAGAAGUGAUGACGAGGCUGCUAGCAGCGCCUGCCUUUGAGGACCUGAGGACCAUGCUGCUGGGAGACGCUGAAGUGGCUGAUGUGGAGUUCAGUGGGGUGCUGGAUAAGCUGGGAGACGUGCAGGGUCUAGGCAACAUCCUGUCCAAAGCGUCGGAACUCCUGCGCUGCAUCAACCUGAACCGCUUCCACGCGGCUCCCACCGAGGAAGCGCUCACGCAUCAAGCCGCCGAACUUACUAUGCUCAACGAGUUCUCCGCAGGUCUCGUGUUCCUGAAUACCGACGAAUCCUUCACAAACAUCGAAUAUAAAAUCCGGAUGGACAUAGAAAACACUCCUACAACCAGAAGGAUGAAGAACUACCUCUGGAUCCCCGGGCCGGAGGCGUCCUUCCUCGAAGACCUGCGCUACUUCCGCGGCUUCGUUCAGAUCCAAGACCUGGUGGACACCGCCAUCAUCCAGCUCGCCAGGAACGCCUCCCGGAGGAGCAAGAGGGAGGCCACAGGAGGAGAACCAGACUGGGCCGUUUACACGCAGCAGGUGCCCUACCCCUGCUAUAGGAAGGACUUCUUCCAAACGUCUCUGUAUGAGUCGCAGGCGCUGAUCGUGGCGUUCUUCUUCUCGAUGCUGUUCACCGUGGCCUCUGUGGUGCGGUUCGUUGUAGCUGACAAAGAAUCUGGCAACACUAUGCUGAUGCACGUGAUGGGCGUGGAGCUCCGCUGGCAGACGCUAUCGUGGUUCCUGUGGAGCGCACUGGAGGCGCUGGCGGCGAUGGCGGGCGUGGCGCUGGUGCUGUGCGCGGGCGGCGUGCUGGCGCGCACAGCGCCCGCGCUCGUGCUCGCGCUCGCCGCCGCCUUCGCCGCGGCCGUGCUGUGCUUCUGCUACAUGAUGUCGAAGCUGUUCAGCUCGGCCAGCUCGGCGGCGGUGUGCGGCGCCGUCGCCUACCUCGUGACCUUCAUGCCCUUCGUGCUCAUCCUGUCGCUCGAGGCCGUCAUCUCGCGCGCCGCCAAGAUCCUCAUCUGCCUGUCCAUGUCGUCAGCGCUAUCCUACGCGUUCCUACACGUAGCGCGGCUGGAGGCAGCGGGCACGGGCGCGCACUUCGAGGGGCUGUGGGACGUCACCGACGACGAUGACGUCAGCAUCGGGCUGGCCGCCGUCAUGAUAAUCGUCGACGCGGUCAUUUACUUCGUGAUUGGCUACCUUAUUGAUCGGUUCUUUGGCCUCAAGACUCUCCAAAGCAACAUCACAUACUGCACCACAACAGACGAAAAGGCUGGCGUUAGCAUCAUCAACGUCACCAAGUGGUACGGCUCGCGGCUGGCACUCGACAACGUGUCCAUGGAGCUGCACAAGGGGCAGGUCACCACGCUGCUGGGGCACAACGGCGCCGGCAAGACCACGCUCAUUAAGAUCCUGACAGGCAUGUUAUCCCCUAACGCCGGGCACGUGGUGGUGCGCGCGGAGAGCGCGCGUGCAGUGCGCGUGGGCGCGUGCCCGCAGCGCGACGUGCUGUACGAGCAGCUCAGCGCGCGCGAGCACGUCGCGCUCUACGCGCAGCUUAAGAGUGGCAAGGCGUUGGAGGAGGUGCAGGAUGAGGUGGAGAGCAUGCUCCGAGUAUUGAACCUGGGCCCUGUGAGCGAGGAGCCAGCUUGCCGCUUGUCAGGCGGCACGCGGCGGCGCGUGUGCGUGGCGCUGGCCUUCGUGGGCCGGCCGCACCUCGUGUCGCUGGACGAGCCCACCGCCGGCGUCGACCCCUCGCACCGCCGAGACAUCUGGUCGAUGAUCGUGAAACUGAAGGAAGAGCGGACGGUUCUGCUCACCACGCACCACCUCGACGAGGCCGAGCUGCUCAGCGACCAGAUCGUCAUCAUGCACAAGGGUCAAGUCCACACCUCCGGCUCGCCCAUCGAGAUCAAGCGCUCGCUCGGCAACGGCUACAAGCUGUGCGUGUCGUACGCCGACACAACCGACGCCGACGCCGACAUAAUCGCCGACACCGACACCGACGCCGACGCCGACGCGUGCCUACACGAGCGCAGCAAACGGCUGCUGAGUGUAGUCCGGGAGGCCAUAGCCAAUGCUAACUUGCUGGAGAUCAACGGACUUGAUGUGGAGUUGUCGCUGCCCUUCUUUGAUGCCAAUGGACUGAAUAACGACUUCCUCAAACUAUGCACAUCACUGGAAUCGAGCCAGGAGGCGCUGGGCUUCCGCGACUACUCGCUGGAGUGCAGCAGCCUGGAGCAGGUGUUCCACAACGUGUGCUCGCAGGCCGAGCUCACCAGCCACGCCAUAGAGGACGCGCCAGAGGAAUCGGCAUCAAAGAGUGCGUCUACUUCAAGCGUGCGCACGGAAGCGGCUCCGCUCGUGGGCGGCACGGGCCCGCUGACGGGCGGCGCGCUGCAGCACUGGCGCGCGCUGCUGCGAGCCAGAUACCUGCACUACUCCCGGAACAGGUGGCUACUGUUCGUGCUGCUGGUUCUCCCGUCGCUGUUCGUGGGUAUCGCGAUGGCGUUCUCCACCAUCCGGCCGCCUGCUGACAACGAGAUCGCUCUGCGGCUCUACCCCGGCCUCUAUGCUAACACCACGCAGUUUAUCGUGCCAGAUCCGUCAAGCUAUUCCGAGAACGUGGACCCAACGUUUGCACAACAUGUCCUGGAUUACUUAAUGAUGGGUGAUGGUGCCCGAAACUGGACUCAAGCGGACACACCGACUUGCCAGUGCAGCGACAGCAUACAGCAGUGCAACGCAAGCAAUGCUAUCGACAAGCCGAGUAUGAUGGUAUUGCCAGACGUAAAUACUCUCAACGAGUGGCUCGUCAACUCGCAGAAGGACUACAUUGAAAAAAGAUAUACGGGCUUCACGGCAUCCCUGGCCAACAACAAGACGAACCUAAUCGCGUGGUACAACAACAAAGGGCACCACGCGCUGCCCGCCGCCCUAUCCGCCCUACACUCGGCCGCCCUACGCGCCGCCCUACGCGCGCCAGCCGCCAUCACCGCCUACUCGCAUCCCAUGAAGAUCUCGCCCGAGCAACUAUAUUAUUCAUGA
Ostrinia furnacalis (Asian corn borer) is the source of this 5070-nucleotide messenger RNA. RefSeq names its product ATP-binding cassette sub-family A member 1-like. Lineage: Eukaryota; Metazoa; Arthropoda; Insecta; Lepidoptera; Crambidae. Bases 166 to 5070 code for a protein of 1634 amino acids. Gene Ontology annotation, biological process: transmembrane transport; lipid transport. Gene Ontology annotation, cellular component: intracellular membrane-bounded organelle; membrane. The transcript has 31 exons. Gene Ontology annotation, molecular function: ABC-type transporter activity; ATP hydrolysis activity; lipid carrier activity. The record is from RefSeq and is a predicted model, not a curated record.